ACCGGCAGUAGACAAGCAGAGCAUUUUGAAGCAAAUUAAAAUCGUGCACGUUUUUACUAUUUAUCAGUUGAUGUGGUGAUAUAAGAAGGAUUUUACUGUUUCUUAAUACUAUUGGUAAAAAUGGAGCUUAUACAAGUUCUCGAAAAGACUGUAUCCUCAGAUAAAAAUGAGUUGGAAGCAGCACAAACUUUUCUGGAGCAAGCUGCUGCCAGCAACUUGUCAGAAUUUCUCAAAAUGCUCUCUGAUAUCUUGGUACACGGUGGUAAUAGUCCUGUUACUCGAAUGGCAGCUGGUUUGCAAUUAAAAAAUCAGCUAACUAGUAAAGAUGAAACCAUCAAACAACAAUUUCAACAACGCUGGUUAAGUUUUCCUGAAGAUGUUCGGAAUUACAUAAAGAAAAAUAUCCUUCAAGCUCUGGGUACAGAAAAUUCUAGACCUAGUUCUGCAGCGCAGUGUGUUGCUUAUAUGGCUGUUGCUGAACUACCGGUAGGACAGUGGCCAGAUUUAAUUAAAUGUCUUGUUGAUAGUGUUGUUGUACCCAGUUCUACAGAGAUGCAAAAAGUCGCUUCUUUAGAAGCUAUUGGUUACAUUUGUCAGGAUAUAGAGUCUGAUGUUUUAACUGCUCAAUCUAAUCAAAUUCUCACUGCUAUUAUUCAUGGCAUGCGUUCUGCUGAACCAAGCAAUCAUGUUCGACAUGCUGCUUGCACAGCUUUAUUCAACUCUCUUGAAUUUACAAAGUCUAAUUUUGAGAGAGAAACUGAAAGAAAUUUUAUUAUGGAAGUUGUUUGUCAUGCAACUCAAUCAGAAGAUACAUCGAUCAGCGUUGUUGCUCUACAAUGUUUAGUCAGAAUUUUGUCUUUAUAUUAUCAAUACAUGGAACCUUAUAUGGCUCAGGCUCUUUUCCCUAUAACUUUGGAAGCCAUGAAAUCAGAGAAUGAUGAAGUUGCAUUGCAGGGUAUUGAAUUUUGGUCUAAUGUUAGUGAUGAAGAGGUUGAUUUAUCAAUUGAAGAAUCUGAAGCCAGAGAAGCAGGCCGUCCUCCAACGAGAACAUCUAGACAUUAUGCUCGAGGAGCUUUGAAAUAUCUAGUACCAAUUCUUAUGCAAAAAUUAACAAAACAAGAAGAAAUUGAUGAUGAAGAUGACUGGAAUCCAUCUAAAGCCGCUGGUGUGUGCUUAAUGUUGCUGGCAACAUGCUGUGAAGAUGAAAUAGUUCCACAUGUUCUACCAUUUAUUGAAGAAAAUAUAAAAUCGGAAAAUUGGAGGUACAGAGAUGCUGCUUUGAUGGCCUUUGGUUCAAUUCUUGGUGGAUUAGAGACAAAUACUUUAAAACCAUUAGUAGAACGAGCAAUGCCUACAAUGAUUGAAUUGAUGUAUGAUUCAAGUGUAAUCGUGCGAGAUACUGCUGCCUGGACAUUUGGUAGAAUCUGUGAAAUAAUUCCUGAAGCCGCAAUAAACGAGACUUAUCUAAAGCCUUUGCUGGAGAGUCUUGUAAAUGGUCUGAAAGCAGAACCAAGAGUAGCUGCUAAUGUUUGUUGGGCAUUUACAGGCUUGGCAGAAGCCAGUUAUGAAGCAGUUGAAGGUGCUGAUGAAAACUCUCAGCCUGAGACAUAUUGUUUAUCACAGUACUUUGAAUUCAUUGUACAAAAACUUUUGGAAACAACUGAUCGACCAGAUGGGGCUCAGGCUAAUCUUAGAUCAGCUGCUUAUGAAGCACUGAUGGAAAUGGUGAAAAAUUCACCAAAAGAUUGUUAUGAAACUGUACAAAAAACUACAAUCGUUAUCUUGGAAAGAUUGCAACAAGUCAUGAUGAUGGAAAGCCAUAUUGCAACCCAUAGUGAUAGGUCGCAGUUUAAUGAUCUACAAUCACUAUUAUGUGCAACUUUGCAAUCAGUUUUGAGAAAAGUUAAUCCAGAGGAUGCUCCAAAAAUUUCUGAUGCAAUAAUGAGCGCAUUACUUUCUAUGUUCAGUUCAAAUUCCUGCAAAGCAGGUGGUGUACAAGAGGAUGCUUUGAUGGCCGUUUCAACUUUGGUUGAAGUUUUAGGAGAAGGCUUUUUAAAAUAUAUGGAAGCCUUCAAACCAUAUCUUUGCAUUGGUUUAAAAAAUCACCAAGAAUAUCAAGUUUGUGGGGCUGCAGUGGGUUUAACUGGCGACAUAUGGCGAGCUCUCAAAAUUAAAGUGCUUCCAUAUUGCGACGAAAUUAUGACAUUGUUAUUGGAAAAUCUGGGUGACAGCACCAUACAUCGUUCAGUUAAGCCACAAAUUUUUUCAGUGUUUGGUGAUAUAGCAUUGAGCAUAGGUCCUGAAUUUAAAAAAUAUCUUGAGGUCGUACUGCAAAUGUUAGCUCAAGCAUCACAAGCAGAUGUUGACAGAAGUGAUUUUGAUAUGAUUGAUUACUUAAAUGAAUUACGAGAAGGUGUGCUUGAGGCAUAUACUGGUAUAGUCCAGGGUUUGAAAGGCGAUGGACCUACUCCAAAUCCUGAUGUUAUGUUGAUGCAGUCGCAUGUUCAAUUUAUUGUCCAAUUUAUAACUGUAGUUUCCCAGGAUCAAGACGUUUCUGACACUAACAUUGCAUUGGCUUCUGGUCUUGUAGGUGAUUUAUGUACUUCAUUUGGUGCUGCAAUGUUACCUUUACUUGAUAUGGAACCUAUUACUGAGUUACUCACAGCUGGUAGAAGAUCUCGUGUUAGCCGAACGAAAACUUUGGCGACAUGGGCCACAAAAGAAAUUCGGAAACUUAAGUCUACUGCUGCUGCCGCCAGUUGAUUUACUUCCAAUCAAAAUAAAUUCUAUGAAAUUGUGGUCGCACUUCACUAAAAGAUCAAGUCUAACAGUCAUAAGGAUUAGGAUUUAGAUAAAAUAUUGGCCUAUGUUAAUUUUAUUUUUAACUAUUUGUAAUUUGAACGUAACAUUCAGAUUUAAAUUCAAGCGACAGUGGUUUGAUAUUUCAACAAUUUGAAUUGGUUAUUAUGAAAUGAAGC
This is a messenger RNA of Ctenocephalides felis (cat flea), 2978 nucleotides long. RefSeq names its product importin subunit beta (gene Fs(2)Ket). The record is from RefSeq and is a predicted model, not a curated record. Lineage: Eukaryota; Metazoa; Arthropoda; Insecta; Siphonaptera; Pulicidae. Gene Ontology annotation, biological process: protein import into nucleus. Gene Ontology annotation, molecular function: nuclear import signal receptor activity; small GTPase binding. Gene Ontology annotation, cellular component: cytoplasm; nucleus. The transcript has 6 exons. The coding region runs from base 121 to 2763 and encodes 880 amino acids.